Molecule: messenger RNA, 3331 nt
Organism: Punctularia strigosozonata HHB-11173 SS5
Lineage: Eukaryota; Fungi; Basidiomycota; Agaricomycetes; Corticiales; Punctulariaceae
Exons: 4
Coding region: 54-3029 (991 amino acids)
Source: RefSeq, a predicted model, not a curated record
AACACCAGUAUCGACCAGCAGCGUCCCUGCAGAUACGUGUACGAUAAUUUACGAUGAGCGUCGCAAGACACGAUCGACGCGCGACCAAACGCGCAGUAGCGUUGCCCUACGCUCGCCCUGCUACCAGCGCUGCAGCAUCGAAGAAACGCUCUACAUGGGGAAUUGGGACUCUUUUCAGCUGGCUCAGCGGUCGGAGCAGCUCGCAGUCACCGGAGGCCGACGAAGACGGAGAAAACGGUGGCAUGGACUACGACGACGAAGAGCCUAACACACCGUCGCAGGCACCGAAACGAAUAAUCCCGCCUCCUAUACCUGUUCUCAACUCUCCGUCCAACACCAUCACCAAUCAGUUUUUCACACCUCCCGCCGACGCUCCCCUCGGUCAAGGGGUCGGACUGCAACCACCACCCAAACCACCCGUGUCUUUUCAGCGCCCGCAAACGAGCGUACUACCUACCCACCACCAAUAUACAGCGCCUCCGCCUCCGCGACGUCAUGAACCGCCUCCUGUCGCCUCUGGGUCAGGCCAGCAAGCGACGCCCCCGCCAAGACUAAACAGUGCCUCCCCGCGCAAAAACAAUGCUAUUGCUGCCGGCUUCCUCCGAGAGCGCGGUACCAACAUGACCCAAACUGACAUCAACGUGCUCGUCGCCUUGCUGGAACAAAACGAAGAAGAAGAUUCGCGCGAGCCGUUCCACUUUGAGUACACGACGCCAUCGCCGACGCCACUCCGUGGAACGACCCCUGCCGCCCCGCCUGCCGACGCCCCUCAACCAAACGGCGCGGCCUCGGGCUCGACCACGACCACCCCGCGUCGCAUGCUCUCCCGCAACCCGAACGGCGACCUGUUCUGGAACGGCGGCGGCUCCGCCCGCGCCGUUCGCCGGAACCACUUUCAGUCUCCCGGAUUCGGCUCUGGCCGCCCUGCGCCCAGCUCCAUCAAGCUCCAGACCAGGUCGUUGACGACCGAAUCGAAACGGCGGCGCGUCGGCGAGGACGCCGCGAGCUCCACAGCCCGCCCCGCGGAGACGCACGUGGCGAACCCGACCGCGGCGAACGGCCCAACGGGCACGCGGCUCGGACCCGUCGUGAACGGCGCGUUCCCGAUCUCGAAUGCGCCGCCGGGCGUGAACGGCACUCCAGCGAAGGAGACGCAGGCGGCGCGCCUGCGCGCGAACGAGAAGCCGACGGCUCCCAAGUUCUCGUCGCCGCUGCGCCAGGGGUGGACGCCCGGGUCGCCGCCGUCGCCUGCGACACCACCGCAGGCGCGCGAAGUGCGCCCGACGCGUGCGGCCAAUGUGCUUGCGGACCUGAUCAAGGAGGCGACGCCUCCCCAGCGCCGGCCGGAGGUCGUGAACCCGUAUGAGCAGCGCGCGGGGGUGAAGUUGCCAGCGCGGACACAGGCGAAGCGGAAGGCGAAGGCGAAGGCGGCCGCGCAGAGCAAGGCGAAGGCUGCGGCAGCGGCCGAGGAAGAGAAGAAGAGGAAGGAGGAGAAGGCGUUCGAGGAGCUGAGCGCGCAGGAGCUCAUCUCGGCGACGGUGCCGAAGGGCAGUAAAAGGGCGAGACCGCCGCCGAACAUGGUCAAGUCGCAGUCGCAGGGCUCCGCGUCGUCCGAGGGCUCAGAGCCUGCGGGGUUGCGCAGGAGUGCGAGGCUGAAGUCGCCGGAGCCGUCACAGCCUCCUCAGCUACCGCCGAUGCGAAUGCCUGCUGCACUACCGAACGGGCACGGGAACGGUUCGGAGAGGAAGAGGCCGGCGGUGACCAUCGAGGAGGUCAGCGACGACGAGGACGCGUCGCCGAGCAAGAAGCAGAAAAGGGCGCCAUCGCGCUCGAGCAUCGAAGUGGAGGAAGUGGACGAGGCGGAGGUGGCGACUGGCCAGGCGAGCACGAGGCCGGCGGAGGUUGUCGAGCCCGGCGAUCAGGAGAAGGGUCGGGAGAGCAGUCCUCCUGUCUUGGGCAAGCGGGUGAAGGAGCACGGCCCGAGUAAAUUGAGGUAUAGCGUCCCGAUUGAGGAAGAUGAAGAUGAGGAGAAGGAGAAGGAGAGGCAGGCGCAAGAGCAGAAGGAGAAGGAGAGACAGGCUCAGGAACAGAAGGAGAAGGAGAGGCAAGCGCAAGAACAGAAGGAGAAGGAGAGACAAGCGCAAGAGCAGAAGGAGAAGGAGAGGCAAGCGCAGGAACAGAAGGAGAAGGAGAGACAGGCGCAAGAGCAGAAGGAGAAGGAGAGGCAAGCACAGGAACAGAAGGAGAAGGAGAGGCGAGCACAGGAGCAGAAGGAGAAGGAGAGGCGAGCACAGGAGCAGAAGGAGAAGGAGAGGCGAGCUCGAGAACAAAGGGAGAAAGAACUCGAAGCGCAGAAGGAGAAGGAAAAGAAGGCAGCAGAGAAUGCCAAGCCAGCAGUGUCAUCCGCUGAGCUUAUGCCACCGCCUCCCGUUCCAAGAUUCGCGCUUGCGCCUGCAGCAGCCAGAUCGUCGAUCUUCGGCAACGCUCCGUCAGCGCCUUCAACCUCUACAUCCGUUGCCUCAACGUCGACCUCCGUACCGUGGCCCCUCGGCCCCUCGCAUUCGGUCGGUGCCGCGCAAAUGUUACCAAUCGGGCCCACGGUCCCUCCACCUUCCACCGGAUCGAUGCCUGCACCACCGCAGGACCCACGGUCUGCCGCUCGCGAUUCGCCGGUCGUCGCGCUGCCCGUCUUCCGCUUUGAGCUCGCGGAGUCCUCCACCGCCGCUCUGAACGAUUACGAGCGCAAGGCGCGGCAGCUUGCUAAAGACGCGCCUCUCUCGUCGCUCCCGACGUUCGACUGGGACCCAGACUUCCGUCCCUCCAAGCCACCCGGCGGCGGCCCGUCCGGUCCUGGCGACGACUCCACGGACGACCAGCCUCCCAGACCGCCGGCGCCCGCGACGUUCGACUGGGCCGCGGCGGGGCUCGCGCCACCUACAGCGCCGGCGAACGAGUGGACGUGUAGCAUGUGCGCCCUCCCGAACGACAACAGUAGGACGAAGUGCGGCGUCUGUGACUCGGACCGCUGACCCUUCCCCCCGGGUCGGUUGCGGCCCCUGAUGUACAUCGUUCGUUUUUUUUUUGCUCUCGCUCUUGUUUUUUUGUUUUUUUGUCCGCCUCUGCUGCAAAACGCAAAUAGUUGCUGAUUUUUCCCCUGUUCUCUUCUUUUUGUUGUCCUCGAGACGCUGCAUAUUGCUAUCUCUCCGCCGGAAUCGCGAUUGCAGGGCACGAAUGCCUUGCUGUUGUUUUCUUUUUCUUCUUUUCUCUCUUAUCACAAACUUGUACUAUUCUUACCAAUUGCAGUCCAAAGAUCGGCACGGUUGCAUUUCUC